AUGCUGGUUUUCAAAAGAUUUGCCUCCACGGGAAGCCCCAAGGCAAAAUUGGAGGAAUUUUUCACGUAUCACACAACCAGUGCUCUUCUCAAGCCAUGGAUAUACCGUCCAAAGAAUGCGAAUUAUUUACUCACCAUGGAUAUGAAGGAUCCCAACUCCAACAGGCCACUGCAACCACGUAAGCCCGUGGGGCCAUUGUCUCGAAAAGUCCUAAACGACUAUAUUGAGAGUAUACCUGCCAGAUCUAAUGAAUUGGUCGAAUGGUUUCGAAAUUGGACUCAAGUUACACCAAGAAAGCGUCAAGUAUUCAAUUACGUUUCCAGUCAACAUAUCCAGCUUAUGUUGGUGAGCUCCUUCUUCAAAUUGGGAUCUUAUGAUGAACUUUUGAUGAACCUGUACAAUAAUAAAGCGAAAUUUCUGAAAGCACAGAACAAUGAAGCUUUUGAUGUCGAACAUUUUUUUAAUACCAUUAUUAUGUGCAAGUUGCAUAAAAAUCAUUUGUGCAAUUACAGAGACGCAGAACUUGCGAAGAGGAAACUGAUUAAAACCUGGAAAGCAAUUACGAAUCGUAACGAUAAAACUGGCCUUGCAAAUGCUCUCGUUUCUGUUUUGGCCAGACAGCAAGGAUUUGAAGUUGAUCUGAAAGGCUUGUCAGUUACCGAUAUUGUAUUGCCGAAGUUGGGAGAAAUCGAAAAUACAAAUCCAUCAAAAUUGCUAAAUUUCAUUCAGGAAAAUCGCUACGUCUACCUUAUGUUAAGAACUAUUGUUGAAUUCAGCAACGAUGGCCCGAUUGAUUCAAUAAUUGAAAACUUCAUCUCCUCCUAUAGAAGGGCAGCUGAAGAGCUGGGAAAAGAUGACAUCUACGACAAUUACAUUGAGUCGAUGAAAAAUCUCUGGAUAACAAAAAGUGAAUAA
Messenger RNA from Zygotorulaspora mrakii, 915 nucleotides. RefSeq names its product mitochondrial 37S ribosomal protein mS44 MRP13 (gene MRP13). NCBI's taxonomy places the organism in Eukaryota, Fungi, Ascomycota, Saccharomycetes, Saccharomycetales, Saccharomycetaceae. The transcript has a single exon. The coding region runs from base 1 to 915 and encodes 304 amino acids. The record is from RefSeq and is a predicted model, not a curated record.